ACCGCCAUGACCUGGCUAUGAUGCCGUCCGGUGUUCUGAUUCGCUGGUUUGAGACAGUGGGCGUUACCCUGGCCGUGAUGUCUCUUGUGGCCAUGGUCUUUGUGUGGGUGGCUCGCUUCAAGAGGCCCAUGAUCAAGACCUUCUCGCACGUUUGUUACUUCACUCCAGUCAUGAUCGCUGGUUUCUUCUGCGUCAUCGGGACUCUGAUUCUCGCCAGCAAGGACAAAGCUGACGGCGCCGACUGGGCUCCUUUCUUCUCCGGUAUCGGUGGCGCCCUCCUGUUCGUGGCGGGCUGCAUGUCGUGCAUCAUCUUCCGCUACGACCCGUCCUACGGCACGCUGGAGAACCCUGUGUCGCCCAAGUACAUCAGCAGUUAGAUGUAGGACACUUUGGGAACGCUUGUUGAGUGAGGGGGGGGGUCAGGUGGUGAAUUGGUCGCUUUUUUGAAGGACAAGCGGGGCUAACCCGAUAACAUGCGGAUAACUGUAGAGCGACAGAUGUACGCCAUUGGCAGAUAUUUCUAGCAACAGCUAUCUUGUUUGACGUGGGAACUCUUUGCUACUACUUUCCAAAGAGAAAAUUUACUCGUUAAUCCGAUCCAUACGCUUAACAUAGCAGUCUGUCAAAAUGAUUUUUUAAAAGAAAUACUGAAAGUUUUAAAGAGAUCUUCGUACUACUAGAAGUAUUCUAAAAUGUGAAGAAUACAACCCCGGGGGUACAAAAUGAUCCCAGGGCGUACGGAUAGGGUUAACACUUCUGGCCCCUUCUUCAUCUGCGAGGCUGGUGGAGAGACUGAGGAUUUGUUGUACAAAAAUCCCCGUUGUACAGAAAGACGACAUGCUGUACUCUGAAUCUCUGUAGAUCUGUCCCCGUGGUUUUAGUUUCGUAAGAGUUUCACGGCACUUGCAACACAAUAAGGUCAAAUAAAUGCCGAAGAUUAGAUGUGUUACAAGAGAG
Aplysia californica (California sea hare) is the source of this 957-nucleotide messenger RNA. RefSeq lists its product as uncharacterized. The record is from RefSeq and is a predicted model, not a curated record. NCBI's taxonomy places the organism in Eukaryota, Metazoa, Mollusca, Gastropoda, Aplysiida, Aplysiidae.